AUGGCUCCUCGUCACCGCUUUCUACUUUGGGCCCUGCUUGCCCCCUCUGCUUACCCUGCAGUCCAUUGUGCUAUUUACACAGACCCAUCUCUUUUACCACAAACAGAGUAUGAUUUUGUGAUAGUCGGCGCGGGAAUUGGAGGAGGCGUAGUUGCCAGCAGGCUCACGGAGGUCUCCGAUUUCUCUGUUCUUGUCAUAGAAGCGGGUAUCUCAAACGAAAACAAUGUAGAUGUGGAAAUCCCGUUCUACUGCCCAACUCUAUCACCCGAUACGUCGCUCACAUGGAAUUACACAACAACCCCGCAAAAUGGGCUUAACAACAGAGCCAUUCCAUAUCCACGCGGUCGCAUACUUGGUGGCAGCAGCACGAUAAACUACAUGGUAUGGAACAGGGGAUCGGAGGAUGACUGGGAUAGGUAUGCGAACUACACUGGUGAUAAUGGGUGGUCAUGGAAUGAGAUAUACCCCUACAUGUUGAAGAGUGAAAAUCUCGUUCCGCCUAGCGAUCACCACGACACAACUGGGGAAGUCAAUCCGUCCAUCCAUGGCACGUCUGGCCCCAUUCAAGUCAGUCUUCCGGGUUAUCCAUCUUGGAUAGAUGGGCGAGUUAUCAACACGACAGUGGAAAUGCCGACUACGUUCCCGUACAAUGAAGACAUGAACUCUGGGAAUCCGCUAGGCGUUGGAUGGAUUCAGAACUCGAUCAGUACAUUCGGAAGGAGGAGCAGCUCUGCCACUGCGUACCUCGAACUGGCUUAUAAUCGCUCAAAUCUAGAUGUCCUUAUUCAAACUCAAGUGACUCAGGUCAUCUCAUCUAGCACCGUCAACGGACUUCCGGCUUUCACUACAGUCGAAAUGGCACAGAGCGUUGAUAGUGAGACCUAUACAGUGACUGCGACUAAAGAGGUCAUCUUGUCCGCGGGCUCUAUCGGAACACCACAGAUUCUGCUGCUUAGUGGAAUAGGAGACACCGCAUCGCUCGAAAGCGUCGGAGUGACUCCUCUCGUCAACCUGAGUGACGUCGGUCAGAAUUUAAUUGAUCAUCCCCUACUCGCCAACGCAUGGCUAGUGAAUUCGACCAACACAUUCGAAAAAGUAGAACGAAACGCGACAUUAGAGGCGGAAAUUUAUGAAGCAUGGUAUACCAAUGGGACUGGACUGUUCGUUGAUAAUGGCUCCAAUCAGAUUGGAUGGCUCCGAUUGCCCGACAACGCGUCAAUCUAUGAGAGCUAUUCAGACCCAUCGGCGGGCCCCAUGUCACCUCAGCUAGAGAUGCUGUUUGCGAACGGAUACGGAACGCCUGACAACCCGGCCCCGUACCCCGACACGGGAUACUAUCUGACCAUUCUCACAAACGUAGUAUCGCCUUCUUCCCGUGGUACUUUGACACUAUCGUCUGACAGUCCAUUUGAUUAUCCGGAAAUCAAUCCAAACCUACUCGGAACUCCAUUCGACGUCGCUGUGAUGGUGCAGGCAAUUAAGGACGCGAUGCAGUACCUAACCUCCCCGGCAUGGGAUGGCUACAUCAUUCAACCAUAUGGCGGUCUUUCAGGCGCGACGACCGACGCGGAGCUCGAAGAGUACGCCCGCGAGUACACCCGAACUGUAUUUCACCCUGUUGGCACUGCACAUAUGGAGCCCGCCUCACAGGAUGGUGGUGUCGUCACCUCUGAACUUCUCGUGAAGAACACGUCAGGGCUUCGUGUUGUCGAUGCAUCCGUAUUUCCGUAUAUCCCAUCGAUGCAUCCGCAGGCUUGUGUCUACGCGCUUGCGGAGCGGGCCUCUGAUCUCAUAAAAUCCGCUUGGGGAGUCAGUACUUGA
Molecule: messenger RNA, 1821 nt
Organism: Fibroporia radiculosa
Lineage: Eukaryota; Fungi; Basidiomycota; Agaricomycetes; Polyporales; Fibroporiaceae
Exons: 10
Coding region: 1-1821 (606 amino acids)
Molecular function (GO): oxidoreductase activity, acting on CH-OH group of donors; flavin adenine dinucleotide binding
Source: RefSeq, a predicted model, not a curated record